Molecule: messenger RNA, 1533 nt
Organism: Parathielavia appendiculata
Lineage: Eukaryota; Fungi; Ascomycota; Sordariomycetes; Sordariales; Chaetomiaceae
Product: V-type ATPase
Exons: 7
Coding region: 1-1533 (510 amino acids)
Biological process (GO): vacuolar acidification; proton transmembrane transport; ATP metabolic process
Cellular component (GO): proton-transporting V-type ATPase, V1 domain
Molecular function (GO): ATP binding; proton-transporting ATPase activity, rotational mechanism
Source: RefSeq, a predicted model, not a curated record
AUGGGCGACCCGCGAGAAUCGUCAUCGUACCGGGUGACGCCGAGAAUCCGUUACAACACUGUUGGCGGCGUCAACGGUCCCCUCGUCAUCCUGGACAAUGUCAAAAACCCGAGGUACAAUGAGAUUGUCACCCUUACGCUUCCAGAUGGAACCCAGCGGUCCGGGCAGGUCUUGGAGGCGCGAGGAAACAGAGCCAUUGUGCAGGUCUUUGAAGGCACCUCCGGCGUCGAUGUCAAGAAGACCCGGGUCGAGUUCACAGGCGAAAGCUUGAAGCUCGGUGUGUCGGAAGACAUGCUGGGCCGCAUCUUUGACGGCUCAGGACGUGCGAUCGACAAGGGCCCGAAGGUGUUGGCCGAAGACUUUCUGGAUAUCAACGGAAGCCCUAUCAAUCCUUACUCGCGAGUCUACCCCGAGGAGAUGAUCUCCACCGGUAUUUCGGCCAUCGAUACCAUGAACUCGAUUGCGCGCGGCCAAAAGAUCCCCAUUUUCUCUGCCGCCGGUUUGCCGCACAACGAGAUCGCCGCCCAAAUUUGCCGGCAGGCCGGCUUGGUGCAGCGGGAGGGUGUGACAAACAAGGGCGUCCAUGACGGCCACGAGGAGAACUUCUCGAUUGUGUUCGCGGCCAUGGGUGUCAACCUGGAAACUGCCCGUUUCUUCACCCGCGAUUUUGAGGAAAACGGCAGCUUGGGCCGCACCACACUGUUCCUCAACCUCGCAAACGACCCUACCAUCGAACGCAUCAUCACUCCCCGUCUUGCCCUCACCACCGCCGAGUACUACGCCUACCAGCUCGAGAAGCACGUCUUGGUCAUUCUCACCGAUCUUUCAUCGUACUGCGACGCUCUCCGUGAGGUGUCGUCCGCCCGUGAAGAAGUUCCUGGCCGUCGUAGUUACCCUGGUUACAUGUACACGGAUUUGUCCACUAUCUACGAGCGUGCCGGCCGUGUCGAAGGACGCAACGGCUCCAUCACCCAGAUUCCGAUUCUCACCAUGCCCAACGACGACAUCACACACCCUAUUCCCGACUUGACGGGCUACAUUACGGAGGGGCAGAUUUUCGUCGACCGUGGCUUGUAUAACCGCGGAAUCUACCCGCCCAUUAACGUGCUGCCGUCUCUGUCUCGUCUGAUGAAAUCUGCCAUUGGCGAGGGCAUGACGCGGAAGGAUCACGGCGAUGUAUCGAACCAGCUGUAUGCCAAGUACGCCGUCGGCCGUGACGCAGCGGCCAUGAAGGCUGUGGUUGGCGAGGAGGCGCUGUCUGCCGAAGACAAGCUCUCGCUCGAGUUCCUCGACAAGUUUGAGCGCAACUUCAUCAACCAGGGCGCGUACGAGUCGCGGACCAUCUUUGAGUCGCUGGACCUGGCAUGGAGCCUGCUGCGCAUCUACCGCAAGGACAUGCUCAACCGUAUCCCGGCCAAGAUCCUCAACGAGUUCUACCAGCGGACGCCGGCGGACCGGAAGGGCAAGGGCAAGGCGACCACAAAGGACACCAGGGAUACAGCGCAUGAGGAGGAGAAUCUGAUCGAUGCAUGA